Molecule: messenger RNA, 851 nt
Organism: Diachasma alloeum
Lineage: Eukaryota; Metazoa; Arthropoda; Insecta; Hymenoptera; Braconidae
Product: chymotrypsin-2
Exons: 4
Coding region: 1-774 (257 amino acids)
Biological process (GO): proteolysis
Molecular function (GO): serine-type endopeptidase activity
Source: RefSeq, a predicted model, not a curated record
AUGAGGGGGGUGACGACCGAGGUGGCGACGUCUUCCGUGAGACGACGGAAUAAAUUCCGAGCUUGGAGAAAUGGCGUGGGAUAUUCAAAACCUCCGACCAAAGUUAUUGGUGGAUUGAACGCCUCGCCCCAGGAGUUUCCGUACCAGGUAUCGCUGCAGAAGCGGGGUUUUCACUUCUGCGGUGGAAGUAUCAUCACACAUAGUCAUAUCCUGACUGCUGCUCACUGCCUUUAUACCCCUGAUGAAUACGAGCCCCUUCGCCCUGAAGCAAUUGAAGUUGUCACGGCUGUUACAGACACCAGACACCAUAUUCCUGGCUAUGUCCAUGGAGUUGUCGCAUGGGAUCAUCCCCCGGAGUACACUCCUAAGGGAACUUUGCAAACAAGAAUGUUCUUCAACGAAUGGCGGCUGCCGAUCAAUCUAACAAGCGCUUACACACUUCCCGGUGAAUCGGUCACAGCCACUGGCUGGGGGGUAGCUAAAUGGCAGGGAAACAAGAGCAAAGGUGUGAGAUUAUUGCAAAAACUCGAAAUGUUUAUUGUCGAUUUGGAAGAAUGCACAAAACUUCAUCAGCCCGUAGAAGUCAAUGAGGGCAACAUCUGUGCCAUAGGCAGGACAGGAACAGCAGUGUGCAAGGGAGACAGCGGUGGUCCUUUAGUUCACGACGGCGAACUAGUCGGUGUAGUGUCAUGGGGCGUGCCAUGUGCUCAAGGCCUUCCCGAUGUUUUCACAAGUGUCGCCUAUUAUCUUCCAUGGAUCGAGUCAGUCUUGUAAUAUUAAUGGCAGACCUGAUGUAUUAUGUCCUGUCGAGCACGAUCAUUCGAAAUUACGAUUAAACAAUUUUUCUUGAA